Molecule: messenger RNA, 6422 nt
Organism: Rattus norvegicus (Norway rat)
Lineage: Eukaryota; Metazoa; Chordata; Mammalia; Rodentia; Muridae
Source: RefSeq, a predicted model, not a curated record
GGCAGUCACUGCCUGCCCUGCCCCCUGACCGAUCCCUACGAGGAUGCUGCUGAGAGACCGCAUCAGAGGACCCACUCUUUGGUUGUUUCUCCUGUGGCUGUCCACAGUAGUAUUUCUGCCUAGACUUAGGACAUCCUCCCAGCAGUGUUUAUUUUCCUCAGUAUCCUUUAUUCUCAGGAAAUAGAAUUAUGGCCCAGAAAGGAGCUGCUUCCUUGCUAAUGUUGUGUAUAGAGGCACAGCCAGUCCUUCUGCUGUGGUAGGUUAGGGCUGUUUUGGCGAUUGGCUUUGUUGGCAGCCCGAGGAGCUAAUGGACACUUGAGUCACAGGUGGGGCAAGCCCUGUGUCUCAGAUGUUCACUUGUGUUGAGUCCUCGGCGAUCAAAAGGAUCCCACAGGGCUUUGUCACUUCCUAGCUCCUAGACCGGAGGUGUCCUUAUUCUUCAGAAGGAUGCCACUGACUUCAUGAAGAACAACAGUGUCAUUGGGGGUUGCAGAGGAAGGAAAGGCUGUUACUCUUAGGUAACACUGUCAAUGUCUUCAGACACACCAGAAGAAGAGAAGAGGGCAUCGGAUCCCAUCACAGAUGGUUGUGAGCCACCAUGUGGUUGCUGGGAUUUGAACUCAGGACCUCUGGAAGAGCAGUCAGUGCUCCUAACCUCUGAGCCAUCUCUCCAGCCUGAGGAAAACCAAUUUUAAGCAAAAUUUCCAGCGAGAAAAAUGAAUCUGAGAUUGGAUUAGGGCAUGUUUUUUUCAGUGAAUGCCUGUCCCCUAGGUCAUCAAGGAGGCCACACUUGCUCUCUUGUGCCUGUCCUGGGAUUGGAAUUCAGUUCCCUUGGGGACAAGUUAGCUGUGAGUCUUCUCUUCAGAGGAACCACUGGCACACCAGCUCUGGCAUUCAUCUUUGAAAUGUGUCAUUUGGGUGUCUUGUAAAACCUUAGGAUGCUUUCCCUUCAGUGGGGCGAACUAUUAGAGUGGCUGGAACCAGCUGACUGACGUGCAUCUUCAAGGCUGCUUUCCUCUGAGCCUGGCAUGUCUCUCAGCAGCUUUAAGCUAAAUGCAUCUGGUCGCAGCAAAAACCCUUGCCCUAGCUCUUGUCACUCACCUGGACAAAGCCCCCUAAACGGUAACUCCCUGUUUGUGAUCGGGCACUCGGGUAAGUCAGGGCACAGUUUGGUCUAUAAAUUUCUAGGCCGGAAGUAAAUUAUGUUUUAACAUUAGUCAUUUUUGCUAAUAAUAAUACAAAAUCUACCCCUAGCUGGAAGCUAAACCUUUCUAUUCCUGGUAAUUUCCUGCCUGCUUACCAAUGCUGUCUGUGGAAACAUUAAAAAAACAGCUCCAGUAAAGGAGCAGGCUGUUGUCUCCAGUCUGCCUAAGCCUGCUCGUUGAGACCAUUGCUUGUCACUCAGACACUCCGUCUCACCACCGUUACGGCUGCUCCCAUGUCUGGGAGGCCACAGGAAAAUGCUGCUCCAGUGUUUGUUUUUAGUUUUGUUUUUGCAGGGUUUCUCUGUAACGCUGUCUUUCCUGGAACUUGUUCCGUAGACCAGGCUGGCCUUGAACUCAGGUCCACCUGCUCUGCCUCUGCAGUACUAGGACCAAGGCCUGUGCAGCCACCAAUUUUCAUUUUUUAAAAUGUCGCCAUAAGGAUUGCUUUUUUAAGAGUUAUAUUUUGUUUUGUUUAAGAUUUAUUAUAUAUACAGCAUUCUGUGUGCAUGUACACCUGCAGGGCAGAAGAGGGCACCAGAUCUCAUUACAGAUGGUUGUGAGCCACCAUGUGGUUGCUGGGAAUUGAACUCAGGACCUCUGGAAGGGCUGUCAGUGCUCUUAACCACUGAGCCAUCUCUCCAGCCCCCAGUUUUGUUCUUUAUACAUGUGAGAAAGAACAAGUUGAAAGAAUGUAUCGUUGGUAAAGAAGUCAAAAGAUUUUAAUCAGAUUUUGUGCAUCAGAAGAAAAUGAGUUUCUAUUUGAGAAUAAUUACACAUUUUUAAGUUUAAAGAGUAGGCUGUUUUUCCAUUAUUGCCUUAACCUUUGUUAUAUUUAUUAAUUCUGACACAGAAGCAGUGAAAUAGCUUUGCUGGUUUGCAGAGCAGGGACUUGGAAGAGGCUCUGAAUGACUUCGUGGGAGACGGUCAGUGCAGCUGAGGGGCCUCUGUUCCCGUCCGUUGCUAGUGAGUCUGAAGCGACAGUGGGCAUUUCCUGCUAAAUGACAAUGCUGUAUGAUAGGAAGUAAGCCUCUCUGGCCGAGGGUAGAUGCCAGGAGUUGAUAUACUUUUUUUUUUUUUUUUUUUUCGGAGCUGGGGACCGAACCCAGGGACUUGCGCUCGCUAGGCAAGCGCUCUACCACUGAGCUAAAUCCCCAACCCCUGAUAUACUUUUUAAAAAAAUUUUUUUUAAAGAUUUAUUUAUCAUAUAUAAGUACACUGUAACUCUCUUCAGACACACCAGAAGAGGGCAUCAGAUCCCAUUACAGAUGGUUGUGAGCCACCAUGUGGUUGCUGGGAUUUGAACUCAGGACCUCUGGAAGAGCAGUCAGUGUUCUUAACCACUGAGCCAUCUCUCCAGCCCGGAUAUAUACUCUUGAUGACUUUUUCUUUGGGGCGGGAGGGGGGGCAGGGGGCUGGCCUUGUUUUUUGAGAGAAGGUCUUUGUAUCUCUGGCUGGCUCAGAACUCAUACAAAGACCAUGUGGGCCUUGAACUUGUGAUUCUCCUGUCUCUGUCUCCGGGAUUGGGAUUACAGAAAUGUACCACCUUUCUGAAUUAAGGAGGGCAUUUCUCCAAUCCCAUGUGUUACCUGCAGUCACACCUUUUAUGAUUCAUGUUGUAAAUAUUUGGCUUGUAAUAUAAAAUUAUUUCUGUGCUACGUGGAAGACCGUUUUAAUUAGUUCUUAGGUGCAUGGAAUGAGAAAUGGGGGAAGAACGGUGUGCACACAAGCUCUGUUGUCCUUCUGACGGGUAGUGCUGGCCACAGGAAGAACACAGACGGGAGGCUUGCAUGGGCAGUGCAAGCCAACUGUGGUCACACAGUGUGGGCGUCUGAGUCCUUCCAGAGCCCACGUUCAUCUUUGUUGUGUAACUAGAGUUACCAGUCUGACUUUAUUUCAUGGUGAGACCACUGGGAGAACUAACUUAGAUUUCAGGCUCUAGUAUAUUCCUGUAGUAAAAAUAAAAUCAUAUAACACUUAUGCCUUAGAAAAACUUCCAUAGAGAAGGCUCGUGUUUAAAUGACAAAAUUCACUUGGUAGACAGGAGGAUAAGGUAAAGUAGAACAUCUAAAUACUGUGUGGUCUGUGUGUGCGUGUGCGUGUGUGCCAGCGAAAGGAAUCAGGCAGUCAGAAGUAGAAGCUCUGCCUCCAGCGUGACUACUGUAAGAAUGAGGAACGAGGCAGGACAACAGAGAACUCUUAAUUGUUCAGAGAACUCUGUCCCCUCCCCCGCAUCCCUGCAGAAUGUUGAGUCUGAAAGCAUGAGCAGGUUAGCGUGUCAAGGGGUGUCCAUCAUGACCUGUGGAGGAUGAGCGAUGUUCUGACGUACAGCACCAGCGAGUCACGUAGACACAGGGCUCGUCUCCAUGAGCGUCAAAGGAACUUAAGCCACACUGGAGCUCUUCCACUUGACAAAAGUCCCUGUGCUGCACAUAACCAACGAGGCCAGGAGAAAAAUAAGACCAGAGAUACCGCCUGAGGCCAGAGGAUUCACGCAGGGGAGCACCCCUUAAGGGACAGGCUUGGGUCUGGGAAAGCAGUGAGUUGCCACUGAUGGACAUAGAUCCUACGCUAUCCACAGUUUGUUUGAACCAUGUCAGUGGCAGCAUCAGCGAGCAGGAGUGCGUCCACGCUGUGUUCUCCACAGAUCCAGCAAGGAGCCUUAAAAGAAGCUAAGGUGCCCCCUCACAUCUGGGCUGCACGGCAUUGGAACCUGGGUCUACGACUAGUGCCAGGACACGCAUCUGUUAGAGCAGGGAUCUUGGUGCUACUGAUUUUUCUCCCGAGCACGCUCUGUGACCUAGGAUCUGUAUAUGACUCUUCCUAUGAGACGGUCAUCCCCGAGAGACUGCCAGGCCAGGGGAGUGACGAUCCUGGAGGGAAGGUGUCCUACGUGCUGUUGAUGCAAGGCCAAAAGCAGCUGCUUCACCUCGAGGUAAAGGGACACUACUCUGAGAGGAACUUCCCGGUCUACAGCUACCACCAUGGUAUCCUGGGGCAAGAAGUGCCCCUCCUCUCCCAGGCCUGCCACUAUGAAGGCCACAUAGAAGGGGUGCCAGGCUCCUUUGUUUCUGUCAGCAUCUGUUCAGGCCUCAGGGGGGUCUUGAUCAAAGAGGAAACAGCCUAUGGCAUCGAGCCCCUGCUCUUUUCCACAGACUUUGAGCACAUCCUCUAUACCAUGGCGCACCAGCCUGUGGUCCUCUGCAAUGUCACUCCUACAGACAGCCUGGGGGACUCCAGCCAGCGACAAGGGAGCAGCAAGACCGAUGAGCUGCUGGCUCUGUCUGACUUGUGGUCACACGCCAAGUAUGUGGAGAUGUUUGUCGUGGUCAACCACCAGCGCUUCCAGAUGUGGGGCAGUGAUGUCAACACGACGGUCCAGGCGGUAGUGGACAUCAUUGCUCUGGCCAACAGCUUCACUAGGGGAAUAAACACAGAGGUGGUGCUGGUGGGCCUGGAGAUCUGGACAGAGGGGGACCCGAUAGAGGUCCCAGUGGACCUGCAGGCUACACUGAGGAAUUUCAACUUGUGGAGACAGGAGAAACUCAUGGGCCGGGUCAGGCACGAUGUGGCACACUUGAUCGUCGGGCAUCGCCCAGGAGCGAACGAGGGCCAGGCGUUUCUCGAUGGUGCCUGUUCAGGCGGGUUUGCGGCGGCCGUGGAGGCCUUCCAUCAUGAGGAUGUCCUCCUGUUUGCGGCGCUCAUGGCCCACGAGCUUGGGCACAACCUGGGUAUCCGGCACGACCGCCCAGGCUGCACCUGUGGUCCUAAGCACCUCUGCCUCAUGCAUGAGACGAUCAGUAAGACCAGUAGCUUCAGCAACUGCAGCUCUGACCACUUCCUCCGUUUCCUCCAUGACCACAGAGGGGCCUGCCUGCUUGACCGGCCUUGGCACCAGAGCCACAAGCGCAGAGAUGCCCAUUGUGGAAAUGGUGUGGUAGAGGAGUCGGAGGAGUGUGACUGUGGUAAUGCCUGUGACAGUCACCCAUGCUGUGAGCCAACAUGUACACUGAAGGUGGGUGCGCAGUGCAGUGAGGGACUCUGCUGCUACAAAUGUACAUUCAAGAAGAAAGGGACCUUAUGUCGUCCUGCUGAGGAUGUAUGUGACCUUCCCGAGUACUGCAAUGGCAUUACUGGAGAAUGCCCUGCAAACAGCUACAUGCAGGACGGCACGCAGUGCGAUAGGAUUUAUUACUGCUCUGGGGGUUUGUGUAAGAACCCUGAUAAGCAAUGUGCAAGGAUCUAUGGGUAUCCUGCAAGAUCGGCCCCCGAGGAGUGUUACAUUUCAGUUAAUACUAAAGCCAACCGGUUUGGAAACUGUGGCCAUCCCACCUCGGCUAACCUAAAAUAUGAAGCAUGUUCCAAUGAGGAUAUAUUUUGUGGGAAGUUGGUAUGCACGGAUGUUAGAUACUUGCCCCAAGUCAAGCCCCUACACUCACUCCUCCAGAUUCCUUACGGAGAUGACUGGUGUUGGAGCAUGGAUGCCUAUAACGUCACUGACAUCCCUGAUUACGGUGACGUGCAGGGCGGUACCUACUGUGCCCCAAAAAAAGUCUGCAUGGAGUCCAUCUGCACCGGUCAUGCCACGCUCCAGUAUGACUGUCAUCCACAGGAAAUGUGUCAUGGGAAUGGAGUGUGCAACAACUUCAAACACUGUCACUGUGAUGCUGGCUUCUCCCCUCCUGACUGCAGCAGUGGAGGAAAUGGGGGGAGUGUGGACAGUGGUCCUGUCGGGAAGCCAGCUGACCGAAACUUGAGUCUUUUUGGAGUUGGGGAGAGUCCGGAUUCGAGGAUGGAGGAUGAGGAGAUCAACCUCAAAGUGGUGGUGCUUGUGGUCCCCAUCUUCCUUAUUGUCCUGCUGUGCUGUCUAAUGCUCAUCGCCUACCUCUGGUCUGAAGUACAAGAGGCAGUGUCUCCAGGGUCUUCAAGCACAACCUCAUCCUCAGAGUCCGAGUCCGACUGACGUCCGCAGACCUCCUCGUGGGCUGUUGCUACCGAGGCCGUGUGUUUGCGGGGCAGUUUUUCCUCCGUGGUUUUUAGGGCUUGUUGCAUGCACACUGUUUACUGUAAUGUGUUGUAUAUACACUUGUGUUGCUCUUCUCUACCGUAACAACUGGUAUUAUCGUGUGAAAGUUUUUAUGGGAUCUAAAUGUUCUAACUUGCCCUGUCAGCUACUGUUCAUAAAAUACAAGUCAUUUUAAAUAAACAUGAAUAACAAGG